AUGGUGAACGAUUCGACCAAAGCGAAGUUGGUGCCGGAUUUCCGGGACGCUUCACGUCCUAGUCUUUUUCGACAAUUGGGCGGAAACCUAUUAGUACCAAUAGGUAUCGUGAUGACUGUGGGCUGUUACGCCGUCGGACUUACCACUAUGGUGACCAGCCGGCCUAUGCUUGGGCAAAAGAUGAUUUCUUACAAUCUAUUUACAUCACUUGAUUGUUUGGGAAUUAAAGCAGCUGGGACAAUUAGACUUAAUUGUUUUGCUAAUCCUCCAGUUGUGAGCGAUAAAGAGCUAAAUACAUUAGGAAGAGGAGCCUCAUAUGAAGUUACCUCAACAGAUGGAAAAGUUGGUCUGAUUAAAUGGUUGGAUAACAAAUCUGUUACUCUCGCUUCUAACUUUGUGACUUCAGGCAGCCCAGAUAUUAUUAAACGAUAUGAUAAAAAAAAUAAAUCGUAUGUUGUAGUAUGUCGCCCUGAAAUUGUAAAAUUGUAUAAUGAUUCGAUGGGUGGGGUGGAUUUGCAUGACCAACUCAUUAGCUACUACAGAGUAUUUAUAAAAUCUAGAAAAUGGACUUUGCGUAUGCUCUUUCAUUCCUUUGAUAUAGCCACUUGUAAUUCAUGGUUAGAAUAUAGAAAUGAUGCUGAAGCAAUAAAUUUACCAAAAAAAAAAGUAAUGGACUUAUUAGGCUUUAAGCAAAAUUUAGCUUCAACAUUAAUUUCUAUAGAGAGUUCUGUAGUAACACCUUCCAGAAAACGAGGGCGCCCGUCGUCAUCUAACAAAAUUAUAGUUCAACCUAAACCCCGCACAAAAAAUCGUUUAAUUGAUAGAUACCUACCCUACUGA
Metopolophium dirhodum (rose-grain aphid) is the source of this 840-nucleotide messenger RNA. RefSeq names its product piggyBac transposable element-derived protein 3-like. The record is from RefSeq and is a predicted model, not a curated record. NCBI's taxonomy places the organism in Eukaryota, Metazoa, Arthropoda, Insecta, Hemiptera, Aphididae. The coding region runs from base 1 to 840 and encodes 279 amino acids. The transcript has 3 exons.